Thamnophis elegans (Western terrestrial garter snake) is the source of this 5973-nucleotide messenger RNA. It is a transcript of the gene SCN2A, whose product is annotated as sodium voltage-gated channel alpha subunit 2. NCBI's taxonomy places the organism in Eukaryota, Metazoa, Chordata, Lepidosauria, Squamata, Natricidae. The record is from RefSeq and is a predicted model, not a curated record. Gene Ontology annotation, molecular function: voltage-gated sodium channel activity; protein binding. Gene Ontology annotation, cellular component: plasma membrane; voltage-gated sodium channel complex; axon. Gene Ontology annotation, biological process: sodium ion transmembrane transport; membrane depolarization during action potential; neuronal action potential.
AUGGCACAGUCAGUGCUGGUACCACCAGGACCUGACAGCUUCCACUUUUUUACGAAAGAGUCACUGGCAGCUAUUGAACAACGCAUUGCCGAGGAAAAAGCGAAGAAGUCCAAGCAAGAACGCAAAGACGUCGAUGAUGAUGAAAAUGGACCAAAACCGAAUAGCGAUUUGGAAGCUGGCAAAUCCCUGCCCUUUAUAUAUGGAGACAUACCUCCGGGAAUGGUGUCUGAGCCAUUGGAGGACCUGGACCCAUAUUACGUUAACAAAAAAACAUUUAUAGUAUUGAAUAGAGGAACAAUUUUCCGAUUCAGUGCCACGUCUGCUGUGUACCUGUUAACUCCUUACCCUCUUAGAAAAAUAGCUAUCAAGAUUUUGGUACAUUCAUAUCCUUCAUUAUUCAGCAUGCUUAUUAUGUGCACUAUUUUAACCAACUGUGUAUUUAUGACCAUGAGUAAUCCUCCAGAAUGGACGAAGAAUGUAGAAUACACGUUCACUGGGAUUUAUACCUUUGAAUCACUAAUAAAAAUUCUUGCAAGGGGCUUCUGUUUAGAAAAUUUCACUUUCCUCCGGGAUCCCUGGAAUUGGUUGGACUUCACAGUUAUAACAUUUGCAUAUGUGACAGAGUUUGUGGACCUGGGUAAUGUCUCAGCGUUGAGAACAUUCAGAGUUCUCCGGGCAUUGAAAACAAUAUCAGUCAUUCCAGGCCUGAAGACAAUUGUAGGGGCCCUCAUUCAGUCUGUGAAGAAGCUCUCAGAUGUCAUGAUCUUGACCGUGUUUUGUCUGAGUGUAUUUGCACUAAUAGGGCUCCAACUUUUCAUGGGGAACCUGAGGCAUAAAUGCCUGAUUUGGCCACCGGACAAUUCUACUUAUACAAUAAACAUCGUUUCCUAUUCAAUAGCUCAAUGGGAGGAAAACGGUACCUUUGUAAAUACGACAGUGACCACUUUUAACUGGGAAGAAUAUGUCCGUGAUGACAGUCACUUUUACUUCUUGGAAGGACAAAAUGAUGCUUUGCUGUGUGGCAAUGGUUCAGAUGCAGGUCAAUGUCCAGAAGGAUAUAUGUGUGUAAAAGCUGGUAGAAACCCCAACUAUGGCUAUACAAGUUUUGAUACCUUCAGCUGGGCCUUCUUGUCACUAUUUCGGCUGAUGACUCAGGACUUCUGGGAAAAUCUUUACCAACUGACUCUACGUGCUGCGGGCAAAACGUACAUGAUCUUUUUUGUCCUGGUGAUUUUCUUGGGUUCUUUCUACCUGAUCAACUUGAUCCUGGCUGUUGUUGCCAUGGCUUAUGAAGAGCAGAAUCAAGCCACCAUGGAAGAAGCUGAGCAGAAAGAGGCAGAGUUCCAGCAGAUGCUGGAACAGCUGAAAAAACAGCAAGAAGAGGCUCAGGCAGCAGCUUUAGCCGCCGCCGCUGGUGAAUCGAGAGAAUUUAGUGAAAUUGGUGGUGUAGGUGGGUUCUCAGAGAGCUCUUCAGCAACAUCAAAGUUGAGUUCCAAAAGUGCUAAGGAGAGGAAGAAUAGACGGAAAAAGAGAAAACAGAGAGAACAGUCUGAAGGAGAUGAAAAAGACGAUGAAUUUCACAAAUCAGAAUCAGAGGACAGCAUCCGCAGAAAAGGCUUUCGGUUCUCUAUUGAAGGGAACAGAUUAACCUAUGAAAAAAGAUUUUCUUCCCCACACCAGUCUUUGCUGAGCAUCCGCGGAUCGCUGUUUUCCCCCAGGCGCAGCAGCAAAACGAGCCUCUUCAGCUUCAGAGGCCGGGCAAAGGAUUUUGGAUCGGAGAAUGAUUUUGCUGACGAUGAGCACAGCACUUUUGAAGACAACGAGAGUAGGAGAGAUUCCCUCUUUGUUCCUCACCGGCACAGUGAGCGUCGCAACACAAAUGGGAAGAUGCACAGCACUGUGGACUGCAAUGGGGUGGUUUCCUUAGUUGGUGGGCCUCCUCCUCUUAUGUCACCCACUGGGCAGCUUCUUCCUGAGGGUACCACCACAGAAACAGAACUAAGAAAAAGACGCUCCAGUUCCUACCACAUGUCAAUGGAUUUUCUCUCAGAUCCUACUGCAAGGCAAAGAGCAAUGAGUAUAGCUAGCAUACUUACCAACACAAUGGAAGAACUUGAGGAAUCCAGACAGAAGUGCCCUCCCUGCUGGUACAAAUUUGCUAACAUGUGCUUAAUCUGGGAUUGCUGGGCUCCUUGGCUGAAAAUAAAGCAUAUUGUUAAUUUGAUUGUGAUGGAUCCGUUUGUGGACCUUGCUAUUACCAUCUGCAUUGUUUUAAAUACUUUGUUUAUGGCAAUGGAACAUUACCCGAUGACUCAACAGUUUAAUAAUGUGCUCUCCGUUGGAAACUUGGUGUUUACUGGCAUCUUCACAGCAGAAAUGUUUCUCAAAAUAAUUGCCAAGGAUCCUUAUUAUUAUUUCCAAGAAGGCUGGAAUAUUUUUGAUGGCAUCAUAGUCAGCCUGAGCUUGAUGGAGUUGGGUCUUGCAAAUGUGGAAGGGUUGUCUGUUCUAAGAUCCUUCAGAUUGCUGCGAGUUUUCAAACUGGCAAAAUCUUGGCCAACAUUAAACAUGUUAAUAAAGAUUAUUGGCAAUUCAGUUGGUGCCUUGGGAAAUUUGACUUUGGUUUUGGCUAUCAUUGUCUUCAUUUUUGCUGUGGUUGGAAUGCAGUUGUUUGGCAAAAACUACAAGGAAUGUGUCUGCAAGAUUUCCAAUGACUGUGAACUCCCACGCUGGCACAUGAAUGAUUUUUUUCAUUCUUUCUUGAUUGUCUUUCGAGUUCUUUGUGGAGAAUGGAUAGAGACUAUGUGGGAUUGUAUGGAGGUUGCUGGACAACCCAUGUGCCUUACUGUCUUCAUGAUGGUCAUGGUGAUUGGCAAUUUAGUGGUUUUGAAUCUUUUUCUGGCCUUGCUCCUGAGCUCCUUCAGUUCAGACAAUCUUGCUGCUACAGAUGAUGAUAAUGAAAUGAACAACCUCCAAAUUGCAGUGGCUAGGAUUCAGAAAGGAAUAGAUUUUAUAAAAAGAAAAGCUCAUGAAUGUGUAGAAAAGGCGUUUGUGAGAAAACAAAAGGCUUUGGAUGAAAUCAAGCCCCUUGAAGAUCUAAACAAUAAGAAAGACAGUUGCAUUUCUAAUCAUGUGAUAGUAGAUAUUGCCAAAGAUUUUAACUAUCUGAAAGAUGGCAAUGGGACUACCAGCGGCAUAGGAAGCAGCGUGGAAAAAUACAUCAUUGAUGAAAGUGAUUACAUGUCAUUCAUAAAUAACCCAAGUGUAACUGUGACAGUACCCAUUGCUGUUGGAGAAUCAGAUUUCGAAAAUUUAAAUACAGAGGAGUUUAGCAGUGAGUCAGAUCUGGAAGAAAGCAAAGAGAAACUAAAUGCAUCUAGUUCAUCUGAAGGUAGUACAGUUGAUGUUGGACUUCCCCCAAUUGGAGAACAACCUGAAGCUGAACCUGAAGAAUCUCUUGAACCAGAAGCCUGUUUUACAGAAGGCUGCAUCCGGAAAUUCAAGUGCUGCCAAGUCAGUUUAGAAGAUGGGAAAGGAAAACUGUGGUGGAAUCUUCGGAAGACUUGUUACAAAAUCGUAGAACAUAAUUGGUUUGAGACUUUUAUUGUCUUCAUGAUUCUCCUUAGCAGUGGUGCUCUGGCUUUCGAAGACAUAUACAUUGAGCAGCGCAAGACUAUCAAGACAGUCCUGGAAUACGCAGACAAGGUCUUCACCUACAUCUUCAUUUUAGAAAUGCUUCUGAAGUGGGUGGCUUAUGGCUUUCAAGUCUAUUUCACCAAUGCCUGGUGCUGGCUAGAUUUCCUCAUUGUUGAUGUCUCUAUCGUUAGCUUAACAGCGAAUGCCUUGGGCUACUCUGAACUUGGUGCAAUUAAAUCUCUUAGGACUUUAAGAGCUUUAAGACCUCUAAGAGCCUUGUCACGGUUCGAAGGAAUGAGGGUAGUGGUGAAUGCUCUCUUGGGAGCAAUUCCAUCUAUCAUGAAUGUGCUCCUUGUAUGUCUUAUAUUCUGGCUAAUCUUUAGCAUUAUGGGAGUGAAUCUGUUCGCUGGCAAGUUCUACCACUGUGUUAACACCACAACUGGGGAAAUGUUCAGCAUUGAUGAAGUUGACAAUCAGACUGAAUGUGAGAAUCUCAUCGAAAGAAAUGAAACAGCUAGAUGGAAAAAUGUAAAAGUCAAUUUCGAUAAUGUGGGACUUGGCUACCUCUCUCUGCUUCAAGUAGCCACUUUCAAAGGCUGGAUGGACAUCAUGUACGCAGCUGUAGAUUCACGAAAUGUGGAACAGCAGCCACAUUAUGAGGAUAACCUUUAUAUGUAUCUUUAUUUUGUCAUCUUUAUUAUCUUUGGAUCCUUCUUCACUUUGAAUUUAUUUAUUGGUGUCAUCAUAGAUAACUUCAAUCAGCAAAAAAAGAAGUUUGGAGGUCAAGACAUCUUUAUGACAGAAGAACAGAAAAAAUACUAUAAUGCAAUGAAAAAACUGGGCUCCAAGAAACCACAGAAACCUAUACCAAGGCCAGCAAACAAAUUUCAAGGCAUGGUCUUUGAUUUUGUAACAAAACAAGCCUUCGACAUCAGCAUCAUGAUUCUUAUCUGCCUUAACAUGGUUACCAUGAUGGUAGAAACUGAUGACCAAACCGAUGCAAUGGAAACUAUUUUGUAUCGGAUUAAUUUUAUCUUCAUUGUCCUUUUCACUGGAGAAUGUGUCUUGAAACUGAUUUCACUCCGCUAUUAUUAUUUUACAAUAGGCUGGAAUAUUUUUGAUUUUGUGGUUGUCAUCUUAUCUAUUGUAGGUAUGUUCCUCGCAGAGAUUAUUGAGAAAUAUUUUGUGUCCCCUACCUUGUUCCGAGUAAUUCGACUUGCCAGGAUAGGUCGAAUCCUGCGUCUAAUCAAGGGGGCAAAGGGGAUCCGCACUCUGCUUUUUGCCUUGAUGAUGUCUCUCCCUGCCUUGUUCAACAUUGGUCUCCUGCUUUUCCUGGUCAUGUUCAUCUACGCCAUAUUUGGAAUGUCCAACUUUGCCUAUGUGAAGAGAGAAGUUGGUAUUGAUGACAUGUUCAACUUUGAAACUUUUGGCAACAGCAUGAUCUGCCUUUUCCAAAUUACCACCUCUGCUGGCUGGGAUGGCUUGCUAGCGCCCAUUCUAAACAGCGGGCCUCCAGAUUGUGACCCUGAGAUAGACCAUCCGGGUAGCUCAGUCAAGGGAGACUGUGGCAAUCCUUCAGUUGGGAUUUUCUUCUUUGUCAGCUACAUUAUCAUCUCAUUUUUAGUUGUAGUCAACAUGUACAUUGCUGUCAUUUUGGAGAACUUCAGUGUGGCUACCGAAGAAAGUGCUGAACCUCUGAGCGAGGAUGAUUUUGAGAUGUUCUAUGAAGUCUGGGAAAAGUUUGAUCCAGAUGCAACCCAGUUCAUAGAAUUUGCCAAACUCUCUGAUUUUGCAGCCUCUUUGGAUCCUCCUCUUCUAAUACCAAAACCAAACAAAGUUCAGCUUAUUGCGAUGGACCUGCCCAUGGUGAGUGGCGAUAGAAUCCACUGCCUUGACAUCUUAUUUGCUUUCACCAAACGUGUCUUGGGUGAAAGCGAUGAAAUGGACGCCCUCCGAGUGCAAAUGGAAGACCGGUUUAUGGCUGCCAACCCUUCCAAAGCCUCUUAUGAACCAAUUACCACCACAUUGAAACGAAAACAAGAGGAAGUAUCCGCUGUUAUUAUUCAGCGAGCCUUUAGGUGCUACCUCUUAAGGCAAAAAGUUAAAAAAGUUUCCUGCAUGUUUAAUAAAGAUAGAAUUAAAGAAGGCACAGUUAUCAAAGAAGAUAUGAUCAUUGAUAAGCUAAAUGACAAUUCUACCCCUGAAAAAAAUGAUAUGACCCCCUCCACCACCUCUCCACCUUCCUACGAUAGCGUUACAAAGCCCGACAAAGAUAAAUAUGAGAAAGACAAAUCAGAAAAAGAAGAUAGAGGUAAAGAUGUCAGGGACUAUAAAAAAUAA